Homarus americanus (American lobster) is the source of this 1631-nucleotide messenger RNA. RefSeq lists its product as uncharacterized. The record is from RefSeq and is a predicted model, not a curated record. Gene Ontology annotation, cellular component: membrane. Lineage: Eukaryota; Metazoa; Arthropoda; Malacostraca; Decapoda; Nephropidae. The transcript is spliced from 4 exons. Bases 36 to 1631 code for a protein of 531 amino acids. Gene Ontology annotation, molecular function: protein binding; extracellular ligand-gated monoatomic ion channel activity. Gene Ontology annotation, biological process: monoatomic ion transport.
CGCAGGUGGGGUUUGCGUUCUUCUCGUCAUUCUUCAUGGGAGAGGUGGAGGUGAGGCAGGAUGAAUGGAUUCACCUGUGUCUCUGGUAUGACCACACCCAAACCACACGACGUCUCUAUGUGGCCGGUCACCAGGUGGCCCAGGAGCAUUUCACUGCCCCACGACCCUUCUUCUUAAAUGGCACUCUUGUUGUUGGUCAAGAACAAGACGACUAUCCAGGAGGUGGCUUCGAUUGGUAUCAGAGUUUUGGGGGGAAGGUGACGUUGGUGCAGCUGUGGAACAAACCACUCCCUGAUGGUGAGAUUCAGAAACUGGGGUCAUGUAAUACAGACACAGAGAGAGACUUGCUUGACUGGGAGUCUGCACCAUUUGAACUACAAGACUCACCAAAAUGGGAUGAAUUACCUGUUUCUGAGCUGUGUCGUCCACCUGCACCACCCAUAAUAAUUUUCCCAGAAAUGCGGACAAUGCCAGCUACCAGAAAGUUGUGUGCAGUAAUGGGUGGAGAGCUGUCAGUGCCCCAAAAUGCAAAAGAGAAUGAAUUGAUGAUGACACUGCUAGAGGAUCAUAGCUCUACCUGUGGCCGACGGGUUGGGCUCUGGCUGGGGGCUACCGAUGAGCAGACAGAGGGAGUCUGGCGCAAUAUGGCCACAAACAACAUUCUCACCUUCAUGCCCUUCACAUCACGUCAGCCUGAUGGACAGAGGAAUGAGAACUGUCUAUUGCUAGAUUACACUCGCGCUGGGUGGUCAGACUGGUCUUGCAGUGUGUCCAAUCAGUUCUGUAGCUCUUGCAGCUUCCCUGCCAUUCAAGUCUACAUCCUCCGUGGACUGUGUGAACCUGACACCACAAACACUGUGUUCAGCCUGCGGGGGUAUAGAGGUGGGCGACCCUACUGGCGUGGACUCUUCAAUUACCAGGUGGAGUAUCAGGACUCUCACUGGAUUCUACUGGACCUGUGGACCAACACCACUGUGGCCACCCUGGAGGCGCUCAGCAUCACCAAGUACCCCGACGGUAUCAACAUGUGGACAGUGAUGGAGGAUAAGAGACUAUGCACAGCAAGGGUGGGAGAGGAGAGGUUGCUCUCCCUCACACGGUGUAUGGAGGGCAAAUUCACCUGCACUGAUGGUUCGUGUGUGAGCGAGUCUCAACGGUGUGACCUACGUAACCAAUGCUCAGAUGGCAGUGAUGAGGAUGGAUGCCACAAUGUGAUUACCCCCCUGGGAUAUCGCUCUAACCUGCCCCCAGCACCUGUCCUAGCCAACCACACUGCCACACCCAUCUCCCUCCUCAUGCAGCUGGAAAGGUUCAGUAAAAUUGACACUCUCAACAUGGAGGUGUCACUGGACUACAUUGUGGAAGUGAACUGGCUUGACUCCCGCCUCACAUUCACCAACCUCAAGCCUCCACCCAAAGUCAACAUCCUUCUGGUGAGUCUCACACAUUCACUAUCAAUGUGUUGUUUAAUAAACAUUUUAUGUACAGGUAGAGAUAUCAAAAUAACAAUACAGUAUAAGGAAACCUUGCUCAGAAUCACUGCUAUGUACACUACAGUCAACCAAAGAUGCCUCAACCCUACCCUGGGUCUCAUACUUGCAAAUUUACCUGGCAAUAUCUUGGUAAAGUAA